This is a messenger RNA of Suillus subalutaceus, 627 nucleotides long. RefSeq lists its product as uncharacterized. Gene Ontology annotation, biological process: sphingoid catabolic process. Bases 1 to 627 code for a protein of 208 amino acids. The transcript is spliced from 5 exons. The record is from RefSeq and is a predicted model, not a curated record. Gene Ontology annotation, cellular component: endoplasmic reticulum. Lineage: Eukaryota; Fungi; Basidiomycota; Agaricomycetes; Boletales; Suillaceae.
AUGACUCUCUCCUUGUUCGACGUUCGCAAACAGCUUGCGUUCUACGGUUCCUACCAUUCCAAUCCAGUCAAUAUCCUCAUUCACAUCUUCGGGGGUCCCAGCUAUUCUGUGGUGCGUCGUUCUCUCACCGCGAGUUCACUACUGUUGGCUACUCGCAUCCAAACUCCCACGUUUUUGCCAGAGUUUCGCUAUACGUUCAAUGAGUACCUCUUAUUCGAUUUGAACACGCCCGCGGUGGUCACUGCCAUCUACAUUGUAUAUUACCUCAUUCUUGAACCGUUUGCUGCGUUGUUGUACGCGCCGCAAAUGCUGGUGUCAUUACUGACAGCAACAGCUCACGCACACCGCCCUGAUGGUAUUCGAGACGCAAUUAUUGUUCAAAUCAUUUCAUGGAUUGCACAGUUCCUUGGACAUGGACUUGCUGAGGGUCGUGCUCCAGCCCUUCUGGACAACAUUGUUGGUGCCCUUGUACUCGCUCCUUUCUUUGUGCACUUGGAAUUGAUGUUCAUGAUCGGAUAUCGUCCCGCCCUGCACAAGCAGCUGCAAAACGAUAUAGGCGUUGAGAUCGCCAAGAUGAGAAAGGCAGAAGGCGACAAGAGACGCCUUGCAGAAAAGAAGGCCAGUUAA